This is a messenger RNA of Physeter macrocephalus (sperm whale), 3042 nucleotides long. It is a transcript of the gene DUSP23, whose product is annotated as dual specificity phosphatase 23. Gene Ontology annotation, biological process: protein dephosphorylation. NCBI's taxonomy places the organism in Eukaryota, Metazoa, Chordata, Mammalia, Artiodactyla, Physeteridae. Gene Ontology annotation, cellular component: cytoplasm. The record is from RefSeq and is a predicted model, not a curated record. Gene Ontology annotation, molecular function: protein tyrosine/serine/threonine phosphatase activity; protein tyrosine phosphatase activity. The coding region runs from base 91 to 534 and encodes 147 amino acids. The transcript has 3 exons.
GCGGCUCGGCCAAUCCCCUGAGGCGGAGAAGGACGACACCCAGGAUGUGUCCCGAAGACCACUUGGCCCCAGGAGGCACCAGUGCUAGCCAUGGGGGUGCAGCCCCCUAACUUCUCGUGGGUGCUCCCCGGCCGGCUGGCGGGGCUGGCCCUGCCCCGGCUCCCCGCCCACUACCAGUUCCUGCUGGACCAGGGUGUGCGGCACCUGGUGUCACUGACGGAGCGCCGGCCCCCGCACAGCGACAGCUGCCCCAGCCUCACCCUGCACCGACUGCGCAUCCCAGACUUCUGCUCGCCGGGCCCAGAGCAGAUCGACCGCUUCUUGAAGAUUGUCGACGAGGCCAACGCCCGGGGAGAGCUUACCCAGGUGAGGACAUCUCUCAAAGAGAAGAACCUACAGUUCCAAGCGUUCAGGCUAAAACAGAGGAGUGAGGGCUUCCCUGGUGACGCAGUGGUUGAGAGUCUGCCUGCUGAUAAAGGGGACACGGGUUCGUGCCCCGGUCCGGGAAGAUCCCCCAUGCCGCGGAGCGGCUAGGCCCAUGAGCCAUGGCCGCUGAGCCUGCGGGUCCGGAGCCUGUGCUCCACAACUGGAGAGGCCACAGCAAUGAGAGGCCCGCGUACCGCAAAAAAAUAAAUAAAUAAAUAAAUAAAACCGAGGGGUGAGAAGUAGCUGAAGAGGGGAAGCACUGAAGCCCUUACCCUCUGCUCGUCGAAGUGCCCUCUGCCCUGCCCACCCACCCCCUCCUCCCACAACAGCGUGACCCAUUCUGUUUCCUGAUGCAAACCAGAGCAUCUUCCAAAGGAGUAUUUUGAUUGUGUGUGCAUGUGCGUGUUUGUGUGUACACGCAGAGCUGGUGGGGCAGGAAGGGUAUGAACAGCCCACUUCCUGCAUCCCUUCCCUCCAAUUACCAGGAUGGAGGGAGAGAAGAAGCAGGCUUGAAGCUGCACCCCGGAGUUCUGUCUCUGAUCCCAGCCCGCUGGAGUCACACAACCGUUCCUCACGUUGUCUGCCCCUCCGUUCCUAUCUUAACUCCAUCCCCCCACAUCCUCUGCCCUGCAGGAGAGGAACCUGCCCUUCUCUUUCUCCCAAGCCUCUUUCAAAGGAGAGGAAAAAUUUUUCUAACACCAUUAAAACCCUGUGUGCAGCCUCCAUCCCUAUAAGUUCAGCAGGUCUCCUCUGCCUCAAGAGUUCCUCAGGGCAAUAAACAUACAAUUAUGUGCUUAAGGAAAUUGGUUUUUAAAUAAGUAAGAGUUGACUUGAAAUGAAAAACUCUGCCCUUGGCCUUCCAUCUACCUUAAGAGGUUAGCCUGAGUCUCUCUUUGGGCUCAUUCCCACCCCACCCCCAAUUUUUUGCCUUCGCACCACACCCUCUUCUGUAUAUGGCCACCAAAGAGGGAUUGCAGACUAGCUGUGACCCUUCCCCAUUCUACCCCACACUGAGAUGACAGGUGAGAGGAACAAGCUGCUUCCAUUGACAAAGAACCUCCGCGUUGCAUCAGACCAGGCUUGCUCAACGCCAGCACUACUGACACUAGGGUCUGGGUAGCUCUUUGCUGUGUGGGCCAUUCUGUGCUCUGUAAGGCAGUUAGCAGGAUCCCUGGCCUCUAUCCAUUAGAUGCCAGUAGCAUGCACCCCCCAAAAAAUGUGACAACCAAAAGUGUCCCCGGACAUUGCCAUACGUCCCCCGGGAGGACAAAAUCGUCCCCAGUUGAAAACCACUUCAUCAGACCAACAAGCGCCACAUGCGACCAUAGGCUUUCAUUUCCUAUGGGAGUAGAUGUGGGAGCAUACGUGGGAAUUUCACCUGUGGACGCACACAUCCUCAUAGGGGAGAAAGGGCCAAUCGAACCCCAUCACACACCAUUACCUUUUCAAGCAGUGUCUGGUACCUGUCCCCAGUCCCUCUCCUCUCCCCAGGCUGGGUUUCCAAGAGGGUGAUAGACACCAUUAACUUUCUACACGCAGGAGGGCUUUAUUCUCAGUGAGUUGCUGGUGGGCAUAGCUGUAAUGUCAGCUUCCACCCUCAUGUUUUUAAAGUUUCAUUCAUGUUUAUUCUCUGACAUGUGAUCUGAGUUCCCUGCUGAAUGGAGGCUUUUCUCUGUGGAAAACAUCCCCCUUAUCAAUUGGGUUCCGCCCUUGUCACCUCUUGGGUCCCUCUCCCAGAAAACUGUUUUGAUGCAGAAGCAACUGGAGUCAGGACAGGAGGAGCCCUUCUUUGAGACCAUCCCUCCCUGGCCUGGUUCCCCACCUCCACUUCACCGGCAGCACGCCUGGACUGGGGUCCGCUUGCUCUCUGGGCUGCAAGCUCCGUGACUGCCUCCCAGGCCAUGAGUCCCAGCACACAGCUUCCCGCUGCAGACAUAGGGCUACAUCCUGUGCACUCACUGCGGCUCCCCGCACCUCUCUUGGAGCUGUGCUUUGUGAUCACCCUUACAGGGCGGCUCGUCACCGGCUAAGAGGUCUGGUCCUCAUGCAGACCCUCUCCACCUGUCCCCCAUGAUCCCCCAGAUCAGGUCUUCCCAGGGCAGUGAUGAACAUGUCACCCAGGGCAGGGAUUUGAUCCAAACCAUAAGCCAUUUCCCAGAAUGAACUGCAUUCAUCUGCCAAGCUUCACAUCAAACCUGCUGUCUGUAUCUUGCCGUUCUUUCUAAGAAACAAAUUUGGUCUCACAGGAUUGCUUUGUCACCAGACACUAUCAGUUACCACGAAUGCAUUUCAUGCUUUGCUGUGACUGUACUUUGCUUACUUAUAUCAUCAUUUAUGAAGUGCCUACCGUAUAGCAGGUGUUUUACAUACAUUGCACUGUAUCAGUUUAUCCUUGUAGUCACUCUGCAAGUCAAGUAUUUUCCCCUUUGUGCAGAUGAAGGGGCUGAGGUUUAGAGACCAGUAGGAGCUUCAUACACUUGUAGUAAAGGAGCUGGGAUUGAACCCAAGUGGUGACUCCAGACCCAUCCUCCUUCCACCAGACACCGCACCUGCCAAGACCUCCCCCUAGUUCCAGUUACACAGGGGUCUGUCUUUAUGAUCAGAACUUUACCUCUA